Molecule: messenger RNA, 1677 nt
Organism: Candida dubliniensis CD36
Lineage: Eukaryota; Fungi; Ascomycota; Pichiomycetes; Serinales; Debaryomycetaceae
Gene: SMI1B
Product: Smi1bp
Exons: 1
Coding region: 1-1677 (558 amino acids)
Biological process (GO): regulation of fungal-type cell wall biogenesis; cell wall biogenesis
Cellular component (GO): mating projection tip
Source: RefSeq, a predicted model, not a curated record
AUGAAGUUUGGUCAAAAAUUACAAGAAUUUGUUUAUUUUUUAACUACUAAUGAUAAAUACUCUGAAUUUGAUUCGAGGAAAUCAUUCAAUAGAAUCAAUAAACCCGAUUCUGAGAAUUUAUUAGGACAUCACCAUAAUAAUUCAUCAUUAGAAUUAGUUUCCAAUAUAAAUGAUGAGAAUUCACUGGCAAAGAAUGGUAGUAAUAGUAGUAGUAACAAUUUACAAGGAAUUCAUGAAGUUAAUUUAGCUUGGAGACAUAUUAAAAAUUGGUUACAUAAAUAUUCUCCUGAUUUAAAUAAUUCAUUACAAAGUAAAUGUACUGAUUCUGAUUUACAAGAUUUUCAAAAAGAUUUAUCAAUAAAAUUACCAAAUUGUGUCAUUCAAUAUUUUAAAUUAGUUGAUGGUCAAUAUUCUGAUUUUGAAUCAUCAGGGUUAAUAUUUGGAUUGAAAUUGAUGUCAUUAGAUGAAAUCACUACGGCAACUGAAAAUUGGCGACGAGUAGCUGGUCAUUUAAAUGAAGAAUUGAAACAAAAUUUUAAAUCAGGUUUAAGUAAAUUACCAUCUUCACAUUCAAAUUCCAAUCAAUUAACAAGGAAAUUCACUCCAACUAGUAGUAGUGCCGAUAGUAGUAUUACUAGCCCUGGUGCUAAUGAUAUAGAUAUUGCGAAUAUUGCCCAAGAACCAAUAUCAACAAGAUCUUCAAUUGAUAUUUCAACUACAACAUCAAGAACAAGCUCAACACAUAGUACUAAUACAGCAACUUCAAUGACUUAUAGCAACAACGGCUCUUCAGCAACUCUGCUGACGCUGAAAAAGAGGGGAAUGAAUAUACCGAAACAACGAUCAAUCCCACCAAAUUUCAUUCGAGAAACAUUUGCUCAUCCAAUGUGGAUUCCAUUAAUUACUGAUGGAGUAGGGAAUUAUGUUGGUAUUGAUUUAUCUCCAGCAUCAGAAGGUCUAUUGGGUCAAGUUAUAUUAUUUGGAAGAGAUUUUGAUUUCAAAUUUCAAAUUUCUGAUAAUUGGGGUGAUUUCUUAUUAAUUUUUGCUAAUGAUUUAGAAUUAGGGAAUUGGGAUUUAAAACAAGAACAAAAAAAUAAUGAUGGGGAUUUGUUUGUUGGUAAUGAAGGUGAUUUAGUAUUUAUUGAUAAAUCAUCAGGUUUGGAAGUUCCAUAUUUUGAAGUAUUGAAAACUCGAAGUGUGAAAAAAUGGUUAAACAAUUUACAAAAAUCGUCAAUAUCAUCAUCAACAAAUACAGAAGAAGAAGCAGAUACCAAUGAUAAACAUCAUGAACAAUUAUUAGAUGAAUUGAAAAAUAGUCAAGUUUCAAUAUUAACUUUGAGUAAUAAAAAAUUCCAAUCUAUUGAUAGUUUUAUCAAUAAUAAUUUGACAUUAAUUGAUAGUAUGAAAAAAUCAGAACUUGAAGGGAAAUCCCCAGUCUUUACUAACCACAAAACUAAACUAUCUUCACCAUCACUGCCAGUCACAUUUACUAAUAAUGCUAGUAAAAUCAAAAGCCCAUUAUCUCAAGAUGUCACAGAGACUAUUCUAGAAGGAGGAGAAGAAGAGGAAGAAGCUACCAAAAAAAAAUCUACACAACCACAACCACCUCCACCACCAACAACAACAACAACAACAAAAACAAAUAUAGAUCAAACAUUAGAAGAAGUAGAUUUGUAA